AUGGACAAAGCAUGGACUAAACUCCCAAGACAUUGGAAGAAGUAUAGAAAAGGUGUUAGGUCUUUUUUAGAUUUUGCCUAUACCAAAGGAAGACCUCAAGGACUUGAAAUUUCUUAUCCUUGUGCUCAUUGUGCGAAUGGUAAAUGGGAAAAAAGACAUGUGGUUCGCGAUCAUUUAAUAGCUGCAGGUUUUGUAGAAGGAUAUGAUGUUUGGGUAAACCAUGGAGAGGAUAUAGCAUCACCUAUGAAAAUUUACAGGGGCACAACAGAGCAAGAGAAUUCACUUGAUGAUAUUGGGGGAUUAUUGUACGACACAUUUAGAAAUGUGGUUGAAGCAGAGGAAAGUAGUGAAGCUCCCAAUGAGGAUGCGGGAAAGUUCUACAAAUUGAUUAAUGAGGCAAAACAAGAGCUAUACCCCGGAUGUGAAAGCUUCUCUACUCUAUCGUUCAUAAUUCGACUUUACUUGUUGAAGUGUCUGCAUGGAUGGAGCAAUGCGUCAUUCACUUCCCUUUUAGAAUUACUGAAAGAAGCGAUUCCAGAAUUAAACAUUCCUGAAUCUUUUAACAAAACAAAGGCGAUGAUUAGUGAUUUAGGUCUCGAUUACAAAAAAAUUCAUGCAUGUCCAAAUGAUUGCAUGUUAUAUUGGAAAGAACAUGAGAAUGAUAACUCUUGCAAUAUUUGUAAGGCUUCACGAUGGAAGGAGUUUCCUCAAGUAGAUAGUGAGUCUACUGAGCAUGCAAAAUAUGAUCAUAAAGUCCCUGCUAAGGUCUUAAGACAUUUUCCAUUGAUUCCACGAUUUCAAAGGAUAUUUAUGUGUUCAAAGACGGCAAAGGAAAUGAGGUGGCAUGAAGAAGAACGCUCGAAGGAUGGAAAAUUAAGGCAUUUCAAUCUAUUGAAAAUUCAGUUGAAGCUGGAACACAAACAUUUCAAUCACUGUUUGGAAAAGAAAAGCCCGGUAGAGUGA
This is a messenger RNA of Vicia villosa (hairy vetch), 963 nucleotides long. RefSeq lists its product as uncharacterized. The transcript has a single exon. Bases 1 to 963 code for a protein of 320 amino acids. The record is from RefSeq and is a predicted model, not a curated record. Lineage: Eukaryota; Viridiplantae; Streptophyta; Magnoliopsida; Fabales; Fabaceae.